Messenger RNA from Lycium barbarum (goji berry), 1287 nucleotides. RefSeq lists its product as uncharacterized. Bases 89 to 985 code for a protein of 298 amino acids. The transcript has 3 exons. Gene Ontology annotation, cellular component: nucleus. NCBI's taxonomy places the organism in Eukaryota, Viridiplantae, Streptophyta, Magnoliopsida, Solanales, Solanaceae. The record is from RefSeq and is a predicted model, not a curated record. Gene Ontology annotation, molecular function: polyubiquitin modification-dependent protein binding.
AAAACAAAACAAAAGACAACAUACAAAUUAUAGGCUACCUAUAUUGAUAAAAAGCAUUUGCCCACAAUUCACAUGCUUGACCUAAAUCAUGGGUGAUCUGCCAAUAAACAAAAUCCAAAUCUCCGGCACAACUCUCACCUCUCUUCUCCACCGUCUAUUCUCAUCUCCAGGCGAUAUACACGGUCUCCUAUUCGGCCACGUGUCCUUCUCCACCACCACCCCCCUCUCCGACGACCUCACCUCCACCACGUCAUCCUCUGGCCCCACUCUCACCGCCACUAUCACUAAUUUCCUCUCUAUCCCAUCUCACUUCCCUCUCCCUUUACAUCAAAAUGACAAUUCUACCCUUCUUCUUGGUUGGUUUUCAGGUCGCCGUAAAACCCCUUUAAGACCUUCUUUAAAUGAUUCCCAAACUACCCUUUCUCUAACUUCUUCAUCUUCUUACCAUUUCACCCCGCAAGAUUCACCUUGUCCACUUUCACUCCCACCAUCUUUGUUCCUUUUACUAACAACCCCUUUUCAAGAACAACUAAUACACACCCAUGAAUACAAAUGUUAUCAGUAUCGUGUUUCAAGUGUCACAUUUGAGCCCAGAAGUUUGGAUAUUGUUAACAUUGGUCCAUCAUUUCGAUCGAAUUACGGCUCUUUCAGUCCUAUUUCGCCGUUUCCUACAAUGGCAUGUGAUUUAAGGGGACCUAAUGCGAUGGUUGAAGAUGAAAAGAUUGAAUCUUUGGUGGGUAUUAAGAGGGGUUUGAAGGAUCAGAAAGAAUUGGAUUUGUGUGCUGAAGGUUUUGAAAUUGGGAGAUUAGGUAAGUUGAUGGGAUCCGAUGCGUCGAAUUAUACGGCUGAAUUGGAGAGUUUGUAUGAUAAAAUGCUUGUUAAGCUUGAUAGUUUGGCUAGAUUGGUGGAAAAAAGCUCUGCUAAGGUUCUUGAACAGGAAAACCAUAAUAUGAAGUUAAGGAGCAAGGUUGCAGGCUUGGAAUGAAUUUUGAUAAUUCAGGUGGAAUUUCUCCUUUUGUAAGAUCACCUGCCGGUGAGGACAGCUGCUGAUGAAGCCUUUGCAGCUUGAUGUGUAAGAAUUGCUGCUUGUGGUUGUGCAUUUUUGAUGAACUGAGUUGAAGAUCUCCACAGCUUUUUCUGCUAUUCCCAAAUGUAUUUCUAGUAUGUGUAUGUUUAACCUUGUUUUUAUUAACAGACAGCCUUCUUUGUUCAUAUUCCCCAAUUGGUUAAAAGUUUCGCUUAGUUUGGGAUUGGUCCAAGACAAAAUGGCUUGGACUUCUUCUUUUA